Notodromas monacha is the source of this 601-nucleotide messenger RNA. Lineage: Eukaryota; Metazoa; Arthropoda; Ostracoda; Podocopida; Cyprididae. The record is from the annotation of a GenBank genome assembly.
UUCAAUGCGGGUUCCGAUUUACUGAGAAGUUAUCUGAAAUAAGUUCGCAAAACUUAUCGUUUUCCCAAUGAGCGCGUUUCUGGUGAGACUCGAUUAUGGUCUUCGCGAUCUCCAAUACAUGGAAUUGGAGCGAAGUGGUCGAAUUGACGGGUGUUCAAACGGAUACGAGAAGAAUCCGAGGAUAACCGUCGCAUGUUAUGUUGAACGCUCGGAAAGAGAGGGAAUUAAUGCGAGAACGCGGUUUCGGCUGCAUGUCCACAAAAAGGCAAAUGGGGCAAAAAUUGGAACACCCUGUACGAAGCAUCUUAGCUUGGAGAAAAUCUUCUCCAUUGAAGAGGAUCCAAGUGGAUCAUUCGUACUAACCCCGGUUCCAACACUGGAACAUCGCUUCAGCUUCUUGAUAUGCAUCAAUGGUGAUGUUCUGGAUUCUGAUGUGAAACCCGUGUGUGUUUUAAAGCAUGGAGAUGUCAUCGAGGGCAAGUUCCCUAAAAUUCUGCAUGACUCACAGGACGAUUUGUCUUCAUUCGCUGAGGAUUACCUUCAAUUGUCCUCCCGAUUGGAGCAGCUUAUUGUGUUCACCAGUGACCUGUGCAUUCCGUAA